UUAUUUUGACCAAAUUAAAUGUGUUAUCUUUCGCGGCAGGUUGGACAAUUACUCAACAUGUUUAAUCUGAGCGAUUUCUUAAGUUAUUUACGCCUGCAGGCUGUGUACGAGCGUUGCUUUGUUCCGCUAUUUUGUAUGGAAGUCUAGUUUAUUUUCAGCCAAAAGUGGGCGUGAACCUGUUCAGAGACAUUCUAUAUAUUUUAUGACGUUGCGCCGGUUGUCCGUUUAGACGCAUGCGCGUUCCAGAUCGUCUCGUGGUGCAGAGUAAAUCACUAGUAACUUAUAAACAAAGUUUCAGUCAGUCACCGAGUGAGAAAUCAGAAACUAAUUGAGACUGCAGAAGCCAGAGAGAGAAAACAGGCUGACCUACACAUUUCUUCAAAGAAAGUUCACACCCAUAGAGUGAAAGUGAUUGAGAUCUUCAGUGAAGCUCCUCCUACAACAAUUCACCAAUAAAUGCUGGAGUCAAACACACAGAGAAAUCACUCCAUGUGUGACAACUGAAAUCUUCAUGACAUAAUGUUGAUGCUGGUGAAAGAGGAGCUUGAGAAGAUGACAGAUCCACAACCAUGCAGAAUAAAGGAUGAAGAUACUGAGGAACAAAUAGAUAUGAUGGAAGUGAAAGAGGAGAGUCAAGCUGAAGUGGAUGAGAAACAUCAGAUUGUAAAUAUAAACCAUAAUGUUUCACAGAAAGAAACUCUGAAGACAGAAGACAUAAAGUGUGAAAAUAGUUUUAGUGAAGAUGAACGCCCUGAAGAUCACAAGAGGACUCACAGUGAGGAGAAACUUUUCACUGGUCAACAGUGUGGAAAGAGUUUUAGAAGAAAAGGUCACCUUAAAGAACACAUGAGGAUUCACACCAGAGAGAAACGACACGCGUGCCAUCACUGUGAAAAGAGUUUUUCAACUGCAGUUAACCUUAAGAUACACAUAAGGACUCACACUGGAGAGAAACCUUACACUUGUCAACAAUGUGGAAAGAAUUUCUCUGUUGAAAGUAACCUUAAGAUACAUACAAGGAUUCACACUGGAGAGAAACCGUUCACAUGCCAUGAGUGUGAAAAGCGUUUCAGAACUAAAUGUAGCCUUAUAACACACAUGAGAAUUCACAAAGGAGAGAAACCUCACAUUUGUUUUCAUUGUGGAAGGGGUUACAGUGAUAAACGUGGACUUGAGACUCACAUGAGAAUUCACACUGGAGAGAAACCCUUCAACUGUGAUCUGUGUGGAAAGAAUUUCACAUUUCAAUCGAGCCUUAGCCGGCACAAGAAAAUUCACAGGGGGGAAGUGUUAUAUGCAUGCCGGCAUUGUGAAAAGAGUUUCCCAGAUAAAAGUAACCUUAAGAUACACAUUAGGUCUCACACUGGAGAGAAACCUUACACUUGUCUUCAGUGUGGAAAGAGUUUCAGAACAAAAUCUAUCCUUGAAGCACACAUGAGGAUUCACACCGGAAUGAAACCACAUCCGUGCCAUCAUUGUGAAAAGAGUUUCAGAGAUAAAAGUCAACUUGAGAUACACAUUAGGGUUCACACUGGAGAGAUGCCAUUCACAUGUCGUCUGUGUGGAAAGAGUUUCAAAUUUCAAUCGAGCCUUAGCCGGCACAAGAAAGCUCACAGGGGGGAUAUGCCAUAUGCAUGCCAGCAUUGUGACAAGAGUUUCGCAGAUACAAGUGAACUUAAGAUACACAUUAGAGUUCACACUGUAGAGAAACCUUACACUUGUCAUCUGUGUGGAAAGAGUUUCAUAACAAAAGUUAACCUUAAAGCACACAUGAGAGUUCACACUGAAAAUAAAAAACACACAUGCCAUUACUGUGAAAAGAGUUUUACAGCUGCAGGUAACCUUAGGAUACACAUGAGGACUCACACUGGAGAGAAACCUUACACUUGUCAACAGUGUGAAAAGAGUUUCUCUAUUGAAAGUAACCUUAAGAUACACACAAGAAUUCACACCAGAGAGAAACCUUACACUUGUCAUCAAUGUGGAAAGAGUUUCUCUAUUGAAAGUAACCUUAAGAUACACACAAGGAUUCACACUGGAGAGAAACCUUACACAUGCCAUGAGUGUAAAAAGAGUUUCAGAAUUAAAUGUAGCCUUAAAAGACACAUGAGAAUUCACAAAGGAGAGAAACCUCACGUGUGUUUUCAGUGUGGAAAGAGUUUCAGAGAUAAAAGUGGACUUGAGACUCACAUGAGAAUUCACACUGGAGAGAAACCUUACAGAUGUCUUCAGUGUGAAAAGAGUUUUACAACUGCAGAUAAACUUAAGAUACACAUGAGGUCUCACACUGGAGAGAAACCUUACACUUGUCAACAAUGUGGAAAGAGUUUCUCUAAUGAAAGUAACCUUAAGAAGCAUGAAAGAAUUCACGCUGGAGAUAUGGCAGUAUGCGGCUUCGGAUUCAGCCAUAGACUAAGUGAGCCUGCGCAAUUUAAGGACAUGCGACCGAAAGUCCACAAGAAGUGCGCCAUUUGGGACAAGGCCAAUGUGCGUUCUGGUCUGUACUUGUGGACUUGUGAAACGUCAUCAGUCAUGGCCCAAAUGGAAGUGAAAGAGGAGAGUCAAGCUGAAGUGGAUGAAAAACAUCAGAUUGUAAAAAUAAACCAUAAUGUUUCACACAAAGAAACUCUGAAGACAGAAGACAUAAAGUGUGAAAAUAGUUUCAGAGAAGAUGAACGCCCUGCAGAUCACAAGAGGACUCACAGUGAGGAGAAUCCUUACACAUGUCAACAGUGUGGAAAGAGUUUCACCUUUCAAUCGAACCUUAGCCGGCACAAAAAAGCUCACAAGGGGGAAAAGACACACGCGUGCCAGCAUUGUGACAAGAGUUUCUCAUAUGAAAGUCAACUUAAGGAACACAUGAUAACUCACACUGGAGAUAAACCUUACACAUGUCAACAAUGUGGAAAGAGUUUCGCCUUUCAAUCAGCCCUUACCAGGCACAAUAAAACUCACAUGAGGGAAAAACCUUACGCAUGCCAUCAUUGUGACAAGAGUUUCCAAGUUAAAGGUCAACUUAAUAUACACAUAAGAGUUCACACUGGAGAGAAUGCAAUUACGUGCCAUGAGUGUGGGAAAAGUUUCACCUUUGAAUCGAACCUAAGCCGGCACAAGAAAACUCACACUGGGGAGUCACACGCAUGCCAUCAUUGUGACAAGAGUUUCCCAGAUAAAAGUCAACUUAAGAGACACAUGAUGUCUCACACCGAAGAGAAACCUUACACUUGUCAUCUUUGUGGAAAGAGUUUUAGAGAUAAAAGUAGCCUUAAGCUUCACACAAGAAUUCACACCGGAGAGAAACCGUUCACUUGUCAUCUUUGUGGAAAGAGCUUUAGAGCUAAAAGUAAACUUAAGGAGCACACAAGAAUUCACACUGGAGAGAAACCGUUUUCAUGUCAUGAGUGUAAAAAAAGUUUUAGAAAAAAAGUUAACCUUCGAACACACAUGAAAAUUCACACAGGAGAGAAACCUCACGCAUGUCUUCAGUGUGGAAAGAGUUUCAGUACGUGGAGCAACCUUAAGUCACACAUAAUAACUCAUAGUGAAAAGAAACCUCAUACAUGUCUUCAGUGUGAAAAAAGUUUCACUAAUAAAAGUGGACUUGAGACUCACAUGAGAAGUCACACUGGAGAGAAACCUUACAUAUGCUCUCAUUGUGGAAAAAGUUUUACAAGUGAAGGCACUCUGAAGAAACACAUGAUAACUCACAGUGAAAAGAAACCUUAUGCGUGUCUUCAGUGUGAAAAAAGUUUCAGUGAUAAAUGUGGACUUGAUACUCACAUGAGAAAUCACACUGGAGAGAAACCUUACACAUGUCUUCAGUGUGAAAAGAGUUUUACAAGCAAACGGACUCUUAAGGCACACAUGACACUUCACACUGGAGAGAAACCGUUCACAUGUCAUCACUGUGGAAAGAGUUUCAGAAUGAAGUGUAACCUUAAUUCACACAUGAGACUUCACACCGGAGAGAAACCUUACACAUGUCAACCCUGUGGAAAGUGUUUUUCAAGCAAAAGCGCUCUUAAGACUCACAUGACAAUUCACACCGGAGAGAAACCGUUCACGUGUCAUCACUGUGAAAAGAGUUUCAGACUUAAGUAUGACCUUAAUGCACACAUGAGACUUCACACUGGAGUGAAACCAUUCAUGUGUCAUCACUGUGGAAAGAGUUUCAGGACAAAUGCUAAACAUAACAUACACAUGAGGAUUCACACUGGAGAGAAACAAUUCACAUGCCAUGAGUGUGGAAAGAGUUUCUCCUUUCAAACUAGCCUUAAACGGCACAUGAAAGCUCACAGCGGGGGAAAUAUGGAGUGAAUUUUGUGCCAUAAUUGCGCAAACAAAUUCAGGGUUUUUCUAGGAGACUAGUAUAAAAUGCUGAGUUUUCCCUUUGCAAAGCAGAUCGAGUUUGUUUGCAAAUUAUGGCACAAAAUUCACUCCAUAAAUGGUGCGUUUAAAGCAUGAAUGAAGCUUGCAUAAAUUGUGCUUUGCUUUCACACAUGCGCCAGUGGCGAGUUUAAAACGUGGAUAAAACGCACAUUCAUUGCUUUCACGGAUGUGCCAGUUGCACAUUCAUACUGGCCGCAUGUGUUGUGGCUGUCUGCCUGUAAAAACAGGAUAAGUAGGAUAGUUCGCUUUACUUUAUUGAACUUUGUUAAAAUUAACAACUAAGAAAGGGUCUUUAAACUUCAUUUUAUUAUUUCUUUGUUUAAAAUUACUCUACCAAAAGGUAUUUAUUGUUUUUUUCCUUAUUUGUGGUUCUUAAAAUAAAUUUUAACUGUCUAGGUGGGUCCUGCUUUGAAAACGUUUGGGAAACCUAAUGUAUAAGUUUCAAACAGCUCCAUUCAACCACAAAAUAUCCUUAUUAUUUCUUUCUGCAUUAUAUAUUCAAAGUAUUUAAAUUAUCACAGAAGUAUUGGGAUAAUAGUUUAUAGUUUACAUAUAAACAAUAAUGUUGAUGAUCUAGAGCAAACACAUUCGUACAUCCAGUAAUGAAAUGUAUUAGUGAUUCAUUGAAACUCAAAUUAAAAAAAUUGAAAUUGUUUAAUCAUUCGUUCAUUUGUCAUUAUGAUUUAACCAUUUUCACCUGUGUUCAUGUGUAUAUAUUCCCCUGUGUUUAUUCCUGUCGGUUCUCAUCUUGUGUAACUGUGUUGUUUCUUAUCGUCAUCAGUGUUAAAGAUUCUUGUGUGUUUGUAUCUUUUUGUCAUUGUCAUCUUUGUAUAGUGUGAGUUUAUGAAACCAAUAAAAACAUUUUAAAGAGUUUACAGGAUUUCAUAUUUUGUCU
Messenger RNA from Misgurnus anguillicaudatus (oriental weatherfish), 5284 nucleotides. Lineage: Eukaryota; Metazoa; Chordata; Actinopteri; Cypriniformes; Cobitidae. The record is from RefSeq and is a predicted model, not a curated record.